Messenger RNA from Leptopilina heterotoma, 933 nucleotides. RefSeq lists its product as uncharacterized. NCBI's taxonomy places the organism in Eukaryota, Metazoa, Arthropoda, Insecta, Hymenoptera, Figitidae. The record is from RefSeq and is a predicted model, not a curated record. The transcript has a single exon. Bases 1 to 933 code for a protein of 310 amino acids. Gene Ontology annotation, molecular function: catalytic activity.
AUGACUAGGAUGCACACAGGCACCUCGCUAAUCCAAGAACCAUGGUUAGUAAGAGGUGCUAUUAGGGGACUUGGUGGGCCUGGUCUUGUUUGUUACAGGGAUUGUAGAGCUGCCAAACCUAGAGGGUGUAUUCUUACUAAGGGUAUCAACGUAAAUCCACUGUUGGAUCUGUGUUCUGGUGAUCUGAUGAUAGUGGUAAUUGACCUAGAAGGUAUAGGUAAGACGGUCAUUGGAUCUGCAAAUUUUCCAUAUGAUAAUGAAAAUAAUUCGCUAAUUGAAGUUCGCAGGUUGGUGGAAUAUUGUAUGGAAAAAAGACUUCCUCUGUUGCUUGGCUGCGAUGCAAACUCACAACAUACGGUGUGGAGAAGCACAAAGGACAACCAGAGAGGACAGGAGUUAUUAGAAUAUCUAAUCGGAAAGGAUUUGGAUAUUCUUAACACGGGUUCGACUCCGACUUUUAUCAAUGCUGUUAGGCAGGAAGUGAUUGAUAUUACUCUCUGCUCUAAAAGUAUUGAAAAUAAGUUAAGAAGAUGGAGAGUUUCUAAUGAACCUUCGCUUUCUGAUCAUUCACAGAUUGUCUUUGAGGUGGAGUCUGCGGUCCGUUUGGAAGCCAAGUGGAUUCGCAAUCCCAGGAAAACGGACUGGGCUAAGUAUAACUCAGAACUCAGAGAAACACUUUCUGGUUUACCAGGUAGGAUUAGAGAUCAUCAAACCCUGGACGAAGUGGCUAGUAAUUUUACAAAGACCAUUAAGGCAGCCUAUGAAAAUAGCUACAAACCGACGAAAGUAUUUUCGGGAAAAGAAGCAUGCUGGUGGAACGAGAAACUAGAAUGUCUCAGGAAAAAAACCAGGAGGCUUUUUAAGCGUGCUAAGCAAAGGCGCACGGCUAGUGGUUGGUCUGAUUUUACUAAAAUGAGGGAAAAAAGGAAAUAA